UUCGUAAAUACUAUUUAUAAACCCUUGUUGGCGUUCGCUCAACGACAGAGUAGCUGGGAAAAAUUGCAGUGCAGCAGCAGCAGCAGCAGCAGUCACAAAUCAACGCACGAAGAACGAAAAACGAGCCCAGAAAAUCACAGAUCGACAAAUGGCUUCGAGGGUGGCUCUAAAGGCGGGGAAGGGGAAGAACGUGAAGAAAUCGGCGGCGGCGGGCGAGGAUGAGGGAUCGGUGGCGGUGGCGGCGAAGUUCGUCAAGGAAUGGAGCACGUGGACCAUGAAGAAGGCUAAGGUCAUUACUCACUACGGUUUCAUACCAUUGGUCAUCAUCAUCGGCAUGAAUUCCGACCCCAAACCAUCUCUCUCUCAACUCCUCAGCCCCGUCUGAGAACAAUUGAUUCUGUAAUUUGAGGUUUUGAUGUUGAGUUUCUUCUUCUUCUCCCUUCUUCGUUAUGUGUUAUCAGUCGAAUUUACAAUUAGGGAUUUCGAUUUUACGGUUAGGGAUUUUGAGCUAGUCCUCUUUGAUUUCAUGUAUUGGAUCUGUGCGCGUGUUUUCCAGAUGCUGGUUAUGAUGUGCCCUAAUAAAUACAUUUUAUUUCGGUGAUUGAUUAUAAAUGUUCUUUCUAA
Erythranthe guttata (spotted monkey flower) is the source of this 624-nucleotide messenger RNA. Its product is annotated as mitochondrial import receptor subunit TOM7-1. The record is from RefSeq and is a predicted model, not a curated record. Gene Ontology annotation, cellular component: mitochondrial outer membrane translocase complex. NCBI's taxonomy places the organism in Eukaryota, Viridiplantae, Streptophyta, Magnoliopsida, Lamiales, Phrymaceae. Gene Ontology annotation, biological process: protein import into mitochondrial matrix.